This is a messenger RNA of Nicotiana tabacum (common tobacco), 330 nucleotides long. NCBI's taxonomy places the organism in Eukaryota, Viridiplantae, Streptophyta, Magnoliopsida, Solanales, Solanaceae. The record is from RefSeq and is a predicted model, not a curated record.
AUGGCAGCCAACAAGGCAGCUCAAUUUAUACACUCACCCUCCGUAAAUCGUUGGCUAGCCGUGAAACGAAUACUCAGGUACUUCAAAGGAACAAUAGAUCAUGGUCCUAUUCUCAAACCUUCAAGAUCUCCAACUCUGUUUGCUUUUUCUGAUGCGGAUUGGGGUGGUGAUAAAAUAUACCGAAAAAGUACCUCAGCUUAUCUUGUCUUACAUGGCACUAAUGUCAUCUCAUGGUGUUCGAAGAAACGAAACACAAUUGCUCGAUCUAGCACAGAUUUAGAGUACUGUGCCUUAGCAUCAACAGCAUCUGAAGUUUACUGGCUGCAAUGA